Chlorocebus sabaeus (green monkey) is the source of this 4740-nucleotide messenger RNA. It is a transcript of the gene TEX22, whose product is annotated as testis expressed 22. Lineage: Eukaryota; Metazoa; Chordata; Mammalia; Primates; Cercopithecidae. The record is from RefSeq and is a predicted model, not a curated record.
CCUCCCGGGUUCAAGCAAUUCUCCUGCCUCAGCCUCCUGAGUAGCUGGGAUUACAGGCGCCCACCACCACGCCCGGCUAAUUUUUUGUAUUUUUAGUAGAGACGGGGUUUUGCCAUGUUGGCCAGGAUGGUCUCGAACUCCUGACCUCAAGUGAUCCGCCCACCUCGGCCUCCGAAAGUGCUGGAAUUACAGGCAUGAGUCACCACAUCCUGCCUGCUCUUGCAGUUUCUUUCCCAAAGGUCACACUCAGUAGGGAGAUGAAGGUGGAAACAUCCUUGCUGUGGCUUUCUGGCCUCGGAGUAGGUUUUAGAGGAAGGGGCCAGAGGCUGCCUAGUGCAACCUGGCUGUGGGCAGCCCCUUUCCUGGAGCCCUCCUCCCUACCCUACAACCUCCCCGCCUGGCUCCACAGCUCCAUCCUUAACCCACGAAAGGGGAGAGCAUGGGCAGAGUCUCCAUCCAGCAGGUGGGGGUUCUGGUGGCACUCCCUGUGCCUGCUGCUGGCCUGUGGGUCUGCCCUGCACCCAAGAGCCCCACGGCCCAUCCCCCCCACCAUGCCCAGGACCAGAGAGGUUGGGCAGACAAGACCUGGGCUGUGCCAGCCCUCUGUGCCUCGGUUUUCCACUGGUUACACAGGAUGGUCGCGUUUCCCCUGCCUACCUCACAGAGCUGUUCUGAGGGGGCAUGGAGGAGCACUCUGUCCCACCAAGGACAACUAGAAACCAAAGCCAUCUGACAGCCAGUGCGGUAAGGGCGGGGUGUGUGUGUGCGAGGUGUGCACACCCCCCAGACCUUGGCCGUGGACUGGCCUCACAGGACAGGAGACCCCUUGCAGAGCUAGGCUCAGCCCCAUCCGUCUCAAAGGUUAAUCAGUCACCACAGAGGCGCCCCUCAGGCCUGUGGCCACUGUCCACUAUUACGUAGACAGACCCCACCCUUGCCCAGACCAGUUGUGGGCCAGUCCCCCCCUGCAAUCUGGCCUGCUGCCUUCCUCUUCCAUGUUGGUCCCCUUGGCCACUGUCUCUGGGCACGCAGGCCAGUGUCCUGGUUCAGUGCCUCGGCCAGAGCUGGGGCAGGAGAGGGGCCUCUGGAUGAGAGCUGGGGGUGUCUCUGCAGGGGACUGGCAGCCUUGCCACACCGUCCUCAUUCCCAGAUGGAAAGACCUGAGUGCCUCUCGCCUUCCUCCGGGAAUGAAUUCCUCAUGAAAAUGACCAGGCCGCUUCUUCCGAGGGCCAGGCUGCCAGACCCACUCCUGUUCCUGAGCCGCCCUCUCCCCGAGACCUGUCCUGUCGUCCGCGGGUGUGCGGCCUGCAGGGGACUGAGAGCUGGGCUUGCUGGGCACCUCUGGAGUCUGACCCUGCGGGCCAAAGAGGCACCACUGUAGUUUCUGCAGACCCCCAUGCGGUUCAUUGUGCAUUGUUUGGUUUCUAGGAUGUAUGUGUUGCUAGUUUUUCUUUUUUUUAAUGAAACCCGGGAUUAAUGUAAAUAGCUUUUUGGGGAACGGAUUCUAACGUCACGUACGUGACCGUGUGGACUAUUUUAAGGUGCUGAUGCAACACUAAUAAACCUGGAGGGGCCGGCCCCGCCUGCAGUGUGAUUCUCUCGGCCGUCCACCCCUUGGGGGCACGCGGCGGAGCAGCGCCUCCCUCCCGCCCACGCACCCUGUCCUGGGUCCGCCCCGCCACAGCCCUGCGGCCCCGCGCGCGGAAGUGGCCCGGGCCGAAGCGGUAUCGCGCCGCGGCAAGGACGCAGGUGCGAAAGGGGCUCAGGCCGACAAACCCCAAGUUCAGGUCUGUGCUCCGGGAGAUCCCGGAGGCCGACGCCCGGAAGAGCCCGCGGGGCGGUAGCUGCCAUAGACCCGCUUAUGCGCCUGGGACCCCAAGGCCGCCCCCACCCCCCACCCGCCGCAACGGAGACCAGAACGCAGGCGCAGCGCAGACCGGAAGAGGAACCGGCGGGGGCGGGGGCCGGUCGUAGCGGAAGUUCCGGGAGAGGUGCCGGCCCCUUGGGCCUUCUCCACCUGCGGUGGACCUCACCGGUUCCCCUGUGGCCCCUCCAUCUGCGGCGGGCCUGCUCCUCCCUCUGUCUUCGGACGCCCGCGUACCCCCCACCUCUGACCGCCGUUCCCGUGUGCCCCGCCCCCCGCCGAACCCCAGAGUGCCCCCGGCCUCUAGCUUGUGUCCUUCUGAGCCCUCCUCCCCCGUCUCUCCGCAGACCUCGGCCGCGCAGACCCACCCCCUCGGAGAGGGCGGGCACAUCUCAGAGGUGUGGACAAGCAGCCUACUAGGGCUAGAGAUGGACAGCAGGAAGCUGUUCCCUCAGGGGAAGAAGCUGGAGUCGCACCUCUCCCAAGAGCACAGGCGACCCCCACUGGGCCCGACAGCAUCCUGGGGCCAGCCCAGUACCCAGAGCAGCGCUCAGCAGGGACUGCAGACUCAGGACUGGGUGUGCGAGCCGCCGGAGCGCAGGCGCCCGGGCCGCCACUGGAGCGUCAGCAUCGACGAGCGCCGGCGGCUGGCCAUGCUGGGCGGCCGGGAGAGGCCGGGCGCCGCCGGGGCCCCGCUACACUGCAGGGACAUCGUGCAGAUGGUAGCCCAGCUGGUGUCAGAGGACGUGGACAAGGACGUGCUGUUUCCCCACCCGCUGAGGUCCACCGAGUCCACCAACGCCUUCCAGGCCUUCCUGGCGCGGAGUGCGCCUUUCUGGCAUAAUGCGACUUUCGAGACCCGGGCCUCGAGGUCACCCCCUUCCUAAAAGCCCGACUCAGCCCAUUGUGUGUCUUCCAGUGCCUUUCCUUGGGGGCCCAGGGUGGGGGCAGCCUCUGCGCCUUCUUUGUGCCCCACCAGGGUUAUCACGACCACCCAUGAUGGUCAGGCAGAACCUGGCUCCGGACAGCCUGCAGCUCCUGAGGCCUUGGAGACGGAGCUAGGGGCUAUCGGAGGCCAUCUAGGGGAGGGAAGUACUGCCCCAGGUCAGUUUGAGGGGGCUCUGGCAAGGCCUGGGUAGCAGGAGCUUGCCCUCGGGACCGCUGGGAGGAGGCCUCGGGGUACCUGGGCCUGUCUGAGGUGCACUGGUGUCCUGGGAGGCCCCAGUGGCAGGCGCUGCCUGGAGACUCAGCUCCUUUGCUGGUCUGGUCUGAGGAACUGGGUACCUGCCUGCACCAGGCUGUGAGAUGGGCCAGGGAGAGUUCUCCAGGGGGCGGGGUCUCACAUUGGUUCCUGCCUCUGAAGACCCAGAAGGGCACACGGGAUCCCAGGGGUGCUGUGGUGGGGAGCAGCAAGCCCAGGGACCCAAUACGGUGCCCAGCUUAGAGGGAGGCUGUCUGGAGGCAGAGCUGCCUCCUGGCCUCUGGACAGCGAUGCUGGUGGUGGCCGAGGGCCAAGGGGGUAGCCUGCACAGGGGGUCUGAGCAAGUGCUUACCUGUCAGCUGCAGAGUUGGCUGGAGCAGGGGCCUGUGGGCCUGGUUUCCAGGCUGCAGGGCCCUCGGAAGGGUGGUGUCCCAGCUGCAUUUUGGGGAUACUAAGUCGCAAGAGGACUGGACCGGGAGGCGGGGCAGGAGGGCUGUGGGCAUGGGUUCCCAGCCCGGGGUGGGUGGGGGUGGGGAAAGGGCCCUGGACUCCGUGACUGACCGUUAGGGGCCUGACUGGGCUUCUGUGGAGGUGGCUAAGUGGAGGAGGCUUUGGGGCAAGCGGAGGUGAUCACUCCUCGGCCCCAGGUGAGGGCAGGAGCUGGACCUGUGCGGUGGUCUGGACCACCAGACACACACCUGCUGGCUUUGCUGCCCCCCUGGCCUCCACCCCUCCCCUUCCCACUGGUGAGAAGCCACCUGACUGCACGGCCAGCCACCUGCUGCCCUGACACUGGAUCCGUGGCCCGACUUGAAUCCUCUGCACCUGCCUGUGUCCCCUUCUUACUGUAAGACUCAGUGAAGUUCCCUCCUCCUUCGGGAAGUCUUCCAAGAUUACACAGCCAGGUGCCCCCCUUCUCUCCCAAGUCCUCUGAAUGUCAUUUGGUGCACCCUAGGGAUCCUCUGCAUUUCUCAGGAGCCCUAGGGUAGGUGGAUGGAGGGCAGAUCCUCCAGGGGCUAGAGCAGGUGUCCUUAAGGGUGUGGUGAGUUUUGGGCAGGGCAUUGGGGCCAUAAUGACCCACCCCCUGAGGUCCCUGAUGAUGAUGUGGGGAAUGGGGUCCUAUGGGCCCAGCUCCAUGCCAGGCAGGAAGAUGCAGGUGAGCCCUGCAUCCCCAGGUGUAAACAGGGCAGAGCGGAGCUGACAGGUAAGCAGUUGCCAUGGGGAUGGCGAGCUGGGCAGUCCUCCGUUCCUGGGUGGCUUUGAAGGGCCCCUCGUUAUGACUGUGACUUGGGGAUGGGUUGGGCUCAUCCCGCCAGCUCUCCUGCCCUCGUUUGGGUGUCUCCUGAGGCAGCAGUCAGAGGGUGGUGGUCCAGGACGCUGGCGAUGCUGGGAUGGUUGCCCUCUCUGCUCCAUGAGGUCUCCGUACAGAGCACCUCCCCCAUGGUGGCAGCAGAGGCAAAACCCUGCCCUCUGGGCUGAGGCCCAGAGCCGACCUCCUGGUGGGUGAGGUGGCCACGGGGCCAGCCGGCAGCAGGGUACUGGCACUGAGAUGCACAGGCCUCUCCAGCAGAGGUGGUGCCAGGACAGGGGCAGUGCCUGGAGACCGCCUGGGUUGUCACAACUGGGAUUUGUGUACUAAUUUUCUGUGGCUGCCAUAAAAAUUGCCACAAAUUCA